Fundulus heteroclitus (mummichog) is the source of this 5063-nucleotide messenger RNA. RefSeq names its product zinc finger protein 800b (gene znf800b). The record is from RefSeq and is a predicted model, not a curated record. The coding region runs from base 406 to 3207 and encodes 933 amino acids. The transcript is spliced from 12 exons. NCBI's taxonomy places the organism in Eukaryota, Metazoa, Chordata, Actinopteri, Cyprinodontiformes, Fundulidae.
CGCUGCGGAGCGGCUUCAAGCCCGCUUCGCGCUGGCUUCCCCGAGCGUGGUUGUUUUUGCAGAAAAUGGCGUCAUCGCCCUCUUGUUUCUGCCUGGCCGCGGCGGGGAGAGGAGCAGUUUCGGGGACUCGUGGCGGCGCACACGCGAAGCGCCCACUUCCUUAAAGGCGAAAAUCGCGUGCCGCGACGUCUUUUGUUCAGGGACGGGGCGUCGAGUGGGCAAACGUUUCGCGUUCCGGCCCGGGAGAAGGACGCGCAAAGAUGGAAGGGUCACCGGUCCUGUGCGCCAAGCUGCUUCUUGGAAGCGGUGGCACGGAGCCGCAAAAAAAACGCAGCGUUUUCCCCCCACCGGCCCGAGACCCGUCCACGAGACCGCGGGGGAUUCGGCGUCCUCCCCACCACGUCGAUGGAGGUGUACGCCGGUAGUGAACGCGUGGCGCACCAGGCCAGUCUCGGGACCAUGGCGAAGGCCACGAAAUCAGCCGGGAGGAAGACUUCUCACUGUCUGCGCAGACAGGGUGGUGGUCAGGCGGACAUGGAGGAACUUAACUCGGACACUCAGCAAUCACCACAGGGACAGUCCAAGGGAGGAGCUCAGAUCCUUGUCCAAAAUCCUCCUUCCCCUGAAACCUUGUCGGGAACCUGGGACCACAAGGAAACGCCGCUGGAGGCCCAGGAAAAGAGCGACACUGCUGCCCAGCCUCAAGCCAAGUCUUUGUGGAAGCCCAUUCCCCCGCUGCUGCUGGAACCCCACAGGAGCAGCCCCCCCCCAGACACCCGGGACCAGAGCUGCCAGACCGAGGCGCAGGUCCAGCCCACCCCCACCAACAGCCACGCUCACAACACAGGUUUCUGUGUUGAGCCCGGCGAUCCUCCUCUGCUCCAACAGCCUCUGCAGACCUCCAAGUCCGGGAUUCAGCAGAUAAUUGAAUGCUUCCGAUCCGGCACCAACGAGCUCAGAAGCAUGCUUCUGAGGGAGGUAGACACCAUCUUCGAGUGUAAACUGUGUCGCAGUCUGUUCAGAGGCCUCCCUAAUCUCAUCACACACAAGGAGUACUACUGCUUAUCACGGCUGCCUGAAUCUGACGGUUCUUCUGGCGACGACAGACAGAGUGUAGCCAUGAAGGAUUUACUGGACGCUAUAUAUCCCAGAGCUGACCGGCCAGACUACGUGGUCCGACUAGAGCCCAUUCAGACCACCAACAAGGCGGUGUUCCAGUACCUCACCACAGAGGAGGAGCUGGCGAGAUAUCCGUCACACACAACCAGUGCCAGAGAGAGUCCUGUAGCCUGGGAAGGAGAAAGUACGGAGGGUGUGGAAAACAAUCCAGUGAGUCAGGCAAGCGGAGCCGAGAGCCACAGCAGCCCAGCACCGAAGAAAUGGGAGGCUGACGAUGAGGCUAAGGAGGAGCCGGCUAAGCCUGAAGACGAGGGCUCCAAUAGCGGGGUUGAGGAUGUGACCAUCUCCUGUUGCCUCUGUGGCCAAGACUUUAACUCGCGUCGGAGUAUCAGGCGUCACUGCCGUAAAAUGCACCAGACUAAACUGGAGGAGCUCCGAAAGUUCACAGAGACGCGCACAGUUCCCACUAGCUUGCUUUCUAUGGUGAAAGGCCGACCAAGGACUCUCAGCACGCCGACUGGAAAGUCCUGCCCAGUGUGCAUGAAAACCUUCGCCACCAAAGCCAACGUUCGGCGGCACUUUGACGAGGUGCACCGGGGUCUGAGGAGGGACACCAUCACGCCCAACAUCGCGUCAAGGCCAGGCCAGCCCUUCUCACUGGAGGUCACACCUCCGAGGAAGAGCAACAAUUCCUCCCCAACACGUGGCCACACCUCCAAGCCCACCCCUGUGAGCUCCAAGACCACCACGUCGAACCAGACCCAAGGGAAGGCGCCGAGUCAGCCUCCGGCCUCCUCACAGAGCAACUCGGCCUCCUGUCGCUGCACCCUGUGCAAGAGGAACUAUAGCUCGCAGCUUAUGUUGAAGAGACACAUGCGCAUAGUUCACAAGAUCUACAGUGUGAAAAGCAACAAGUCUGCCGCCAAACCGCCCUCUGCCCCGGCUGUGACCACGCCCAACAGCAGCACUAAUGUCAACCUCAGCAACAACGUACGAGUGAAGGAGGAAGCCGUGGAGGCCUCGGAUGACGACGACGACGACAUCGACAGCAGCCCCGCUCCGUCUCCCGCUGACAACAGCGCGGCGGCGAAAGGCGUUCCACAAGCGGUUCUGAAGGUGAAGGAGGAGGAAGCCCCCUCCAGCCCGAAGAUCCCGCCCACCCUGUCUUCAUCGUCGUCGCGCGGGGGCAACGCGUGCGGCACCAACAUGGCCGCCAAGUUAAACAAACUGUCCGUGGGCUUCGACUUCAAGCAGCUCUUCUGCAAACUGUGCAAGCGACAGUUCAGCUCCCGGCAGAACCUGACCAAGCACAUAGAACUGCACACGGACGGCAACGACAUCUUCAUCAAGUUCUACCGCUGCCCUCUGUGUCGCUACGAGUCGCGCCGCAAACGGGACGUCCUGCGCCACGUCACCGUCGUCCACAAGAAGUCGUCGGCCUACCUGGCGAAGAUCAUGCCCAAACUGGAGAGCAGGGCGGUGAAGAGGCUGGCGGAGGUGGUCCUGAACAGCACGAGCAAGCGGACGGGCGGCAGCGUCAAAGAGGAGAUGAAUGGGCGUCACGGUUCCUCGUCGUCUUCGUCGUCUUCGUCCUCGUCUCCCUCACCCCCGAUCACCCGCAAACAAGAAGCGUCCACAGCUGCGCCGCCAGCCUCCAGCCUGCCUCCCACCCACGUCACCAGGAAGCAGCAGGAGCUCUCCUCUCCGGUCCUGGCGCCGUCUCCCCCCGUCACCCGCAAGCAGGACAGACAGCAGACGGUCCCCCAGCCCCGCCCCCUCAGCCCGCCGCUGACCCGCCGCAGCGAGAAACACUCGCUGUCGCGCAACUCCUCGUCCUCGACCCCAUCCAGCAACCAGACGCCACACACCCGCCGACACGACGCCCAAUCGGAGAGCAGCUCCGUCACGUCGUCCACAGAAGUCAGAGUGACGAAGAAUUUCUCUCUGCAUGCCUGUGACCAGUGCGGGCGGGCGUUCGCUAAGAAGUUGUACUUGGAGUCACACAAGCGAAGCCAUCGAAACGCCACGGUGGGAACAGCCAGCAGGAGGAAAGGCGUCAGCACCCGCUCCAAAUCUCUGGUCUGGUGAAACACACAGUACUUACACGCUGCCCCAAAUGAAGGAGAGCCACAAACAAUUACUCAGCAAACCCAAACACUUAACUGGAAAAAAAAAUGAGACUACUAGAUGAAGUACGAGGAAGACGUGGAGACAUGAAGGAAGAGCGUAAACAGAGCCUUAUAGAAGAGCAGAGUUGCAUUAGAACCAAAAGACGGCUGACACUGACGUGUCGUUUCACAACGCAACCAGACCGCCUGCUGCUAUUUACACAGAAACUCCAACCUGCUGUACAUAGAAUAUGUAUCUAUCUGUAUUUACUCGUGUAAAUACGGAGCUAUAUGCAAACUACAGAUAUUUACUGCUUUGCUUAUAUUAUCCUACAUUUAGGAAGUGGAUGAAGGUAGUCUGAGUGAGUGAGCGGAAACACGGGAUCAGAAACUGGACGGGCUCAGCCGGGUUACGUAUGAAAUAUAUUUUGUAUUUUAUUGCUGAAAAAGGGGGAAUAGGACAACGUCAAAGAUGUCAGGCUCAACUGCGCCUGUUUCUACGCUAUUUCACUAGCGUCUCAAAUCAGCUCCGUUGAACUUGUUUACAGUCAAACGUUUUUUUUUGGGUGAUGAGAAAAUGUAAUUUUCCGUCCCUCUCAGUUAUUUUCCUAAUGAAUCGACUACUGCUCCCUGCUGCUUUGCAGCACUGAGACGACCCAACGGUGACCCGCCUACAGUAUGAAUUAGUUUUGAUUGGUCGGACUGCUGCGUUUAGAAAUUCAAAAACAGCUCUGUUUAAAUAUUCUCCGUUUACAUACAAAGCAGCCCCUUUCUUUUUAAUGCUAAAGCCUCAUUAUCUGGGCGACUUGGCUCCACAUUGAACUUUACUACGAGUCCAUUCAUUUUUUUUAUGAUACGAUUGGAAACUUUAAAUGAUACGAGAGACAAAGUUACAGCGAGACGGGGCGCAACAAAAAAAAUGGACGAUUCCAUUGGCAACAGGUCACAGUCGUACUGCCGGAGCUCUUUGGGUCAAUAACUGGAAGAAUUGACUUUCUACCUACCUUCAUCUGGAUGUUACAUCCUUCUAUAGGUCUAUGAUCACACGCGGUUGUGUUUCCCUUACAUCCUCAGUGCCUAAGAGCUGGUCUGGGUGAGCUAUAGGAAGCAGAACAUUUCCUGACUGAAAGGCUUACACAGAUAUCUACACUGGAGCAAAAUGUACAUCAGCUGUCUGAUCUUAGCUUUUAAUUCUGACCAACGUAACGCAUUUAUUUUCACUAGUUUGUGUAUUGUUUGCUACUAAAAUGUGCUUUUGUGAGUCCAGCCGUGGAGCUCGUUCGCCAACGGCUCCUAAAAGGUAGUCUUUGAAACACUGGAGAAGAGUUUUUUGGGGGGAAUGAAGGAGACCAAGAAGAAGAGGAGCCGAGGAAGACCAAAUGUAGAUAUGUCUUUAAUGUUCAAACUGUAAGCCAUGAAAAAGAACAAGCAGAAACGAAGAAAGACCAACCUUUAUUUUUGUAACAGCAAAGGCUUCUGCAGCAAACGCACUGUGCAUCAACUCAUCCUGUGUGGAGGACUAGCAGGAAUAGAUCACACGCUUAUUUAGUUAUCGGUCGUGAGCGUGUCAUUCGAAAGCUGGUUUAUGUUCCUCGUUUGUCAGUUGUUUUGGUUUUAUUAUAUUUUUUUUAACUGUUUGUUAAAACUUGUCGACACAACGACCCGGCUCUCAAAGCGAAGAAGGUUUAAGUUUGUGUAUUUUCUUUCAUAUGUUGUAAUAUGUUAUUAAGCUUUUUCCUCUAGAGACCACCAGAAGUAGAAAAGCCUUUUCAGAUGUGACCAGAAUGUUAAAAGCCACUAUUUAAUAAAUAAAAACAUACUACUUAAAGGCCCUGA